AUGGCGGCUCAGCCUGCUUUCCAGCGCGUCGUCAAGCGCAACGGCGUGCUCGACCUCGCCGUCCCUGCCCAGCUCCGUCGUCGUCAGGCCGCCGCCCCCGGGGGGGCCGACGAGUCGGCGGCGGGCGGAGGUGCCGCCAACCCGGCCACGACGACGACGGCCGCAGCAGAGACGACGACCAGUGCUCCUGCGGCCACUACGACCACUGCCGCACCGACGACAACCACCACCGCGGCACCGACCACGACCCAGGCCACCACGACCACCUCUGCCCCCGAGGACACCCCCUCGAGCACCACGACCACCGCAGCCCCGUCCGACAGCUCGACGACGACGACCUCCGCCGAGGACUCGACGACAACAUCGCGCGCUCGCACCACUACGUCUGCUCCCGCAGACACGACCGUCACCAGCGUCAUCACGCCCACGACGAUCAUCGUCGUCGGCACCUCGACUAUCACGUCGGCGCUCGCGCCCGUCACCUCGACCGGCACGCGCUCGCUGUCGCCGUCCGAGGCGUCGGCGGCGGCGUCGGCCGCGAGCGGCAGCGGCCUGUCGACCGGCGCCAAGAUCGGCAUCGGCGUGGGUGCAGGCGUCGGUGGCCUCAUCGCGCUCGGCCUCCUCGCCUUCUUCUGCCUCGGCAUCGGCCGCAAGCGCCGCGAGAAGCGCGACGCGGCCGACAACAUCCUGUGGCCCGCCACGGGCGACAGCGCGGCGCUGUACCCCGAGCCGGUCCACAACACGGGCCGCGCCGGCUUUGGCGUCGGCGACGACGGCGACGAGCCGUACGAGCACCUCGACGGCGGCAACGGCGCGGGCAUGGCCGAGGUCGCGGGCGCGGGCGCGGCCGGCCUAGGCGCGGCGGGCGUCCUCGGCCGUUACGGCUCGCAGUCGACGCAGAGCCACCAGCCGACGCUCCCUGCCGUGCCGCCGUCGGUGUACACGUCGGACCACAGCACGCAGUACGGCAACUACUACGACGGGAGCUCGCCCGAGGGCGCGAGCGCCUAUUCGGCGUACCCGCAGACGCCGUCGCAGCACUCGCACGCGCCGCUCACGCUCGGCCCGGCCGCCGUCGGCUACGUCGCGAGCGAGAACCGCCACUCGCCGUCGCCGCCACGCACGGGCUCGGCGUCGCACGACGGGCACGCGUCGUACGAGGGCGGCGGGAGCGCGUCGGGCCACUUGCCGUUCCCGGGCGAGGCGGCUGCGCCCGACGUGCCGGACCGCAUGAUGAGCCCGCGCCCGAUGCAGGUCGGCGACACGUUCGGGCAGGGGUACGACGAGACGGAGCAGGGCAGGCGGUGGAGGCUGAGCGUCGUCAACGACGACCCGCGCGACCGCGACUGAGGGAGCUGCCGGCUCGGCCCCGACUCGCGUCGCCGCGCUGUACCACUCUCUUUCCGCCUCACGACCACCGCACGCUCGCUUUCGCUCCCCUUCGUACCUUCCCUGUACUCGCGCCCGACGCGCCUCACGCUCGUUCUCGCCCGCCCGCUCCAUCAGACACUUGUCCCCCACGUUCGUUUUUGUUACCACCCCUACCUCGUAGCCCUCCCCCUCGUUGCCCUCGGUGUGCGCUCUCUCUAUCGAAUGCGAUAUCGACGUUGCACCUA
Rhodotorula graminis WP1 is the source of this 1616-nucleotide messenger RNA. RefSeq lists its product as uncharacterized. The record is from RefSeq and is a predicted model, not a curated record. The transcript has 5 exons. Lineage: Eukaryota; Fungi; Basidiomycota; Microbotryomycetes; Sporidiobolales; Sporidiobolaceae. The annotation marks the transcript as partial.